GUGUGUUGUGCUGCCUUGGGAUCUGCAACCACAGGACAGCAGUGGGUGUGUGCAGACAUAGACUGAAGGCUGUAUAUCCAGUCUAGCAGAGGGUGUGCCUGCUCACUCACACACAGGAGAGCAGAGUGUGGGGAAAGAGCAGCUGUCAGCAGAGGGACGUAUGGCAAGGAGGGCUCCCUGACAUUCUACACCAGAUCAAGACAUUUUUUGUGCCGCUGUUUUCAUUUUGUUGUUUAAGCUCCAAAAGGGAGACAGGUGACAUCCCACCUCAUUGCCACCCCAUCUGUAAUCAUGCUUCACUCUCCCUCUCCACUGAAAACAGCACUGGCUUACGAGUGCUUCCAGGACCAGGCCAAUUCUACUCUAGCGUUGCCCUCGGAUCACAAGCUGAAAACUAGGGGGACAGGAAAACAAAGGGUCCAGGAGCAGGUGAUGAUGACAGUGAAACGGCAAAAGCAAAAGAGCUCCCUUUCAUCAGCAUCGAAUGCAGCAGGUCACUCCAACCGAGGGUCCAUGCAUGAUGGUCUGGCUGAUGGUUACAGCUAUGGAACAGCCCGUGGUAGCUACUAUGCCAAAGCCCACACAGGAAACAACUGGGGCCAUGCGAUGUACAAUGGAACCCUCAAGAGAGAAGCAGAGAACAAACGCUACAGUUCCUACAGCCAAAUGGAUGGCUGGGGUGGCAGGAACUACAACAAGAUCUGCAGCCCAACCAGUCCUGGGAGUGAUUACUGCUUUGUGCAGAAUAUGAAGAGCAGCCGAAGUGAACCAGACCUCUGCUGUGACGUUCCACGAGGCACCCUACGGAGAAACCAGAGUGGAAGCCGUGUGAGUCACAAGACCAGUCUGUAUCGUCACAGCCAUUAUGACAACAGAUGCAACAACCAGAAUGACAUGACAACCUCGAGGACAAGCAAAAGAGUUCCAGUCCGUAGCCCCUCUUGCACCUCUGCUAAUAAGCAAGAUGUAGUCUAUGCACAGCCUGUAGCUAGCAGCAAGCAGGAUGUGAUCUAUGGACAGGCUCACUCAAACUCAAAAAUAUGCAAUGAUGAGAUGGAUUAUGGAGCAAUGACCAUCCAGAAAGCCAUCCAGCUCCUGUGUUCUUCAGAUGAGAAGUACCAGGCCAUGGGUGCUUACUACCUGCAGCACACCUGUUUUCAAGAUGAAUCUGCCAAGCAAGAGGUCUACCGGCUUGGUGGCAUUGCCAAGCUUGUUGAGCUUCUCCGUAGCCUAGAUGAGAAUGUGCAGCAGGCUUCAGCUGGGGCCCUUCGAAACUUAGUCUUCAGAAAUCCAACCAACAAGUUAGAAACCAGACGACAGAAUGGAAUUCGAGAGAGUGUGAACCUCCUGAGGAGGACCGGGAGUACAGAAAUACAGAAGCAGCUGACAGGAUUGCUCUGGAACCUAUCAUCGACAGAUGAACUGAAAGAAGAUUUAAUACAUGAUGCCCUUCCUGUUCUGACUGAUCGUGUUAUUAUUCCUUUUUCUGGCUGGUCUGAUGGUGUUAGUAAUAGAUCAAAAGAAAUUGUUGACCCAGAGGUUUUUUUCAAUGCCACCGGCUGUUUGAGAAACCUGAGUUCUGCAGAUGCUGGACGUCAAACCAUGAGAAGCUACCCUGGACUGAUUGACUCUGUAAUGACUUAUUCCCAGAACUGUGUGGCUGCCAACCGGCCAGAUGACAAGUCUGUGGAGAACUGUAUCUGUAUCCUACACAAUCUGUCUUACCGCCUGGAUGCUGAGGUGCCUAAUAAAUACACACAGCUCAACCACAUGGCCAGGAGCACUUACACAGACAAAACCCUGACAGGCUGCUUCAACAACAGAGGUGGAAAGCUGGAGUAUGAUGAAUAUGAUCUACCUCUUCCGGAAGAGGACUAUAAACCCAAAGGGUCCAGCUGGCUGUACCAUUCGGAUGCCAUCCGCACAUACCUGUCUCUGAUGGACCAGAGCAAGAAAGAUGCCACCCUGGAGGCUUGUGCUGGAGCCCUGCAAAAUCUGACUGCAAGCAGGGGACUGAUGUCAAAUGGAAUGAGCCAGUUGAUUGCUCUAAAGGAGAAAGGGUUGCCCCGUAUAGCACGCCUUCUGCAGUCCACUAGUGCUGAAGUUGUCCGUUCUGGAACAUCCUUACUGAGCAAUAUGUCUCGACACCCCAUUCUCCACAAAACAAUGGCUCAUCAGGUGCUCCCAGAUGUGACACGUCUCCUAGCCCUCCAGGCUCCAGGUUCCAGUAAUUAUGGAGACAUUAUGACAUCUGCUUGCUACACACUGAGAAACCUAAUCAUGUCCAACCCACAGAUGGCCAAACCCUACUUAACAGGCAGCUUGAUAAAUAACGUGGUAGGCCUGUGCCGAAAUGGAUCCUAUCCAAAAGCAGCUGAAGCUGGUCGUAUGCUACUGUCUGACCUAUGGUCAAACAGGGAGCUCCAAACUAUACUAAAACAACAAGGAUACGAUAAGAAUAUGAUGGGAUCCUUAACAGGAAGCACUUUUAGGACCCUGUCUUCCAGAUUCUAAGAAGAGAUGUUCAUUGCAUGUUUAGAUUGCAGAGUUUGUAACUUGUUCCUGUCUGGAGACCUCAGUCCUCAAGGAGUUAGCUGAGACAUUAAAAAACAAACACAGUGUUUUGAGAGUUCAACUCAGUUGUAAAAUUAGGUAUGAAAAUUGUAUUGCCUUAUGGAGGUAUCUUAAAAUGUUUUAAUGGAUUUUUUUCCCUUUUGUGUGGGGAUGGGUUGGGAGGCUGGAGGUUAGUGUUAUUUGAUGUCGAUCAUUAUUAUUGUAAAAAAAAAUGGGGAGUUAGAAUUCUGAAAGGUAUAAAGAAUAAAUUAGACACCUACCUCCCAGUUAAUGUCAAGAUGCUAUUUUAGGAAAUGUAUAGAACUACCAUUUAAUGCUUCACAAAAUCAUCACUUCUCUCUCAAUAUGUAUGCAUAUAUUUAGUAGGCAUACAUACAUAGAGUGAGUGAAGCAAAACUCCAUUGCCGCAAAAUGUAUUGGAGUGCCCUGUAUACAGUUGAAUGUAAUGUGUGUUUAUUAGGAAAAUAAGUCCAACUGAGUUCACUGAGGUUUACUCCCAUGUAAAUGUGCACAAGAUCGGCAACUUGAGAGUAACCCCAUUAAAUAUAGUGGAACUUAUUUCUAAGCAAACAUGCACAGAAUUGUGCUUUAAGUCCUUUCAUUCCUCAUUUUCAAUGAAUUGUGUAAAAUUACUAAUAUCUUGUGUGUUUAUUUCAUUGUCAGUGGUCAUUAUGCAUAGAUAAUUAGCAUAGUGCUCUUGUUUUAGAUUGCUGAGGUUUUUCUUCCUAAUCUUUACUGUCAUAUGGGAUUCUUUCUGCAUUCAUUUUUUGGUCAGGUCUGCUUUCAUAUUCCAGGUUACUGCUAAGCAUUUUUCUUCCGAUAGGUCGCUUAGUUUCUAAAUCCCAAGAAGCAAACUCAUGUCAGAGAAAUUUCUACUCAACAGAGUCUUGAUCAUUUUUAAAAACUUUAUUUUUAUACUGUAUAUGAGUAACAGAGUGUGUGGAAGACUCCCAAGGUGAUUCUUUACUGAGGAUAUAAACUACCACAAGCCUCUAUGUGACUAUUUAAAAAACACUGAAGUCACUAUCUUGCUUUUUUUGUAAAUCUGUCAGCUGAACAAGUUUGCCAAUAUCAUAAGCUCAGAAAGAAGAUAAAUAGACAUAACCUACUCUUCUGGAACAGAGAACCAAUGGAUAAUGACAUCCAGCGAUGUUUGCCUGAGUGCACAACUGAUUUCCACUCACAUAAUGGGACUUCCUUUUUCUUUCUGCCCCCUAUAGCCCCCGGGUCCCCCAGUUCUCCAACAGAAGGUCUUCUAAUCCUUUGAAUCAGAUUUUGAGGAUUUGGGGGACAUGGGGAAGGAGAAACUCCAUUGUGUGAGCAGAAGUCUUCUCACAUGACAUUGGAUGUCAGCCAGAGCCUUUUAUUAAACUUAGGGUUGUCAGUAGAAACCAUAAUGAAAUUAUAGAAUUAACAAGUGACUAAUGAAAUAGACCUGUUCCUUGUCAGACCAUUUUAAAGGCUUACUGCAAAACAAGAUUUGCUUCACUUCAUCCUGACCAGUAAAUAUGGGAGUUUUGUUUUUUUUUUAAAAGAGAGAGAGAUUCAGCCAGUUCCAAUUUGCCCUGUGGUUUCCAACUACUGAUUCAGUCUUCAGUCCUCACAGAUACAUUCUUGCAUAUGUUUUUGUACAUUUCUCAGUGGUGUGUUGUACUGCUCCUGUGGUUAUUGUGGCAUUGUGUAGAGGAACUACAAUUUGGGCAAAUGGUGGGUGAUAAAAGUAAAUUUUAUGGAAGUGAGUUGGUGUAUCGGAAUUCCAAAUAAAAGACCAAGAUAAGUUAAUGUAAAGAAGUUUAGGGGAGGAAAGGUUCCUGUCCCCUCCUCCCGCCACCCCCUGCAGCCACCUGCAUCCUACAUGGAAAAGAGUCUCCAGAGGAUUGCUGGGGGUGGGGACUGCUGGGGGUGGUAAGAAUUGCCCAAAAUCUGCUGAACAGAACCUAAGUAAAUAGGACCAAGCAGGGGACUAGGAAGUAGCCAGGCAGAUUAGAAAGCACAGACCUAAAGAUGAAGUGGGGUCUGAGAAAGGUACAGAAUAAUGGAGAAGAGAGAAGGGAAGAGGAGAGAAUCUAACAGGAGAAAGACUAGUAGAGAGGAAUGGGCAGAAAAGAGGGUUGCACGUCACUGGGAUCUGUAGAGGUGAACAGUGUUGAAAUUUACAUUAUAAUAACCAAACAGCAGGUCUCUGGUUUAUGUGUGUUUUAGCUCGUUUUCAUCAGUUUGAUUGCUACUGGUUCCAAGUUUUCAGAGGACCUUCAGCGAAAUCCACUCUGGGGGUGGGUGGGUUCCUUAGUGGGUCCUGACAGUGGUGGUGACCAACAAUGGCAGGCAACAGCACGCUGAAUAAGCAUCAAAUGCUAUCAUUUUAAUUUCCCACAAUGCUCCCAGUGUAGCAUCGCUCCACAGCAUGGUGGGAAAUUUAAACGGUGGUGCCCAGUGUUGAUUCAGAGUCCUGACUGCUGGGGGUGGGAUUUAAGAAGAGGGGGUCGACCCAGAGCACUUGCCAUCACCAGUGGGCCCUACCAGAGUGAGGCCCCAACAGCUGCUCAAUGUUGCUGUAUGAUGGCACCAGGUCUGGUCAUAAACUAUGUUUUUAACAUUUGAUGCUUCAUAAUAAUAAGCUAAUAAUAAUCUUAAUAGCAUAUUCUUACAUAUAAACAUCAGUGAGUGUCUACACGUACAUCAGAUUGGUCAUGUUGACAGAAUUAUUAUUAAUAGAAGGCUUUGGUGCAAGAACUACCUGUCAUCUGCAUUUGCCCUCUAUAAACUAGUUUUGUAAAUGUCUGACAUAUAGUAAGUGCAUCCUUACUAUCAAGAUACUUGCACUAUUUAGAAAGGCAGGGUUUGAAGAUAUAUAGAUAAGUAAAUAAUGUCAAAGGCUCUGCAAUGGUUCAUGUUCCCUUAUCAUGUCAUUCAGCCCCGUUCCCCCAACUCACUCCAUAUUAUCCAGAGAGAAUUAGAUCUAGUGUAUAUAUCAUUUACUAGUGUAGAUUGGAUGGACAGAAUGGGUCUGAAAUAUUAUUUGAGAGGAUGGGCUGAACACUUCUUUUGGCCCUGCCACACAUGAAACAAGAUGUAAGAGGUUGAUGCUUGCAUAGGACAUGAGUCAUGUAAAUAAAUGCUGGAGCUAGUUAUGACCUCAACAGAGCAAGAGGUGCUAUGCUUAUAAGGGCUUGCUUCGUUAUAUGCCUUGUAAAAUGCUAGCUAAAGGAUGUCUUGGAUGUCCAAUGCAUCAAUUCAGAAGACUCACGGGCACAACUAAAAAUGAACUUUUGCUAGCUUUAGCCCUCUAUUGUAUUAACUUGCUAUCUUUUAUUACCAUCGAAACCACUAAUCCAGCUAUACAAAGUAUUCUGUAAGAUAUAUGUACAAGAAUCCAGUGUCAACAUUGUUUUUUCCUGUACUGUAUGUGUAUUUGCUUCAUUGGAACAUCUGAAAUCAAUAAAGUGCUGGAAGGCU
Molecule: messenger RNA, 6030 nt
Organism: Rhineura floridana
Lineage: Eukaryota; Metazoa; Chordata; Lepidosauria; Squamata; Rhineuridae
Gene: PKP1
Product: plakophilin 1
Exons: 14
Coding region: 292-2514 (740 amino acids)
Biological process (GO): cell-cell junction assembly; intermediate filament bundle assembly; cell-cell adhesion
Cellular component (GO): nucleus; adherens junction; cytoplasm
Molecular function (GO): cadherin binding
Source: RefSeq, a predicted model, not a curated record